AUGUCAGUCGCAACGCUUCAGCCUCAAGACCCAGUCUCGCGACUGGAGAAUGAGUCUUCAAUUGUCCUCCAAGCCGAAGCCCUAUCUGAGAGCUUUGCCGCGCCCGUCAAGCCACACCCAAACAUUGAGACCGUCAAUAUCGCUCCUGACGGGCCAUUGCUUGAGUCGGAUGCGUCCGAGAACGGCACCAAUGGCGUCAACGGCCACGACGAGCCAAAGGCCGCCCUCAAGGCCAUCAAUGACACAUGGCUGCAGCUCAACCACGUAGCCUCGAGCGUUCAAGAGCCUACUACUGGAGCCAAGAAGCUUCGCAAGAUGCUCCUUGAGACCAAUGAGUUGAUCGUAUGCCCUGGAGUCUAUGAUGGCUUGUCGGCACGGACUGCUAUUGAGCUUGGCUUCAACGCCAUGUACAUGACAGGUGCUGGAACCACUGCUUCCCGUCUUGGCCAACCCGACUUGGCUAUUGCUCAGCUCCACGAGAUGCGAGAAAAUGCCGAAAUGAUUGCCAACCUCGACCCAUUCGGCCCACCUCUGAUUGCAGACAUGGACACUGGCUAUGGAGGUCCCAUCAUGGCCGCGCGCACAGUCGAGCAGUACAUCCGAGCCGGCGUCGCCGGUGCCCACCUGGAAGACCAGGUCCUCAUGAAGCGGUGCGGCCACUUGAGCGGCAAGAAGGUGGUGCCCCGCGAGGAAUACCUGGCGCGCAUCCGCGCCGCCCACGCCGCCCGCGUGCGCCUGCAGUCCGACUUUGUGCUCAUUGCGAGGACCGACGCGCUGCAGUCGCUGGGUUACGACGAGUGCAUCUCGCGGCUGCGGGCGGCUCGGGAAGAGGGCGCCGACGUGGGCCUGCUCGAAGGCUUCACGUCCAAGGAGCAGGCGCGUCAGGCCGUCAAGGACCUGGCUCCCUGGCCGCUGCUGCUCAACUCGGUGGAGAACGGCAAGAGCCCUACCAUCACCGUCGAAGAGGCACGCGAGAUGGGCUUCCGCAUCAUGAUCUUUAGCUUUGCUACGCUUGCUCCGGCCUACAUUGCCAUCCGCGAGACUCUGCUCCGCCUCAAGAACCAGGGUGUUGUCGGUACCCCCGAGAACAUCACCCCUGUCAAGCUGUUUGAGGUCUGUGGGCUCAAGCAUAGCAUGGCUGUUGAUAUGAAUGCGGGAGGUGCAUCAUUUGCCGAUGGUGUUUAG
Messenger RNA from Pestalotiopsis fici W106-1, 1185 nucleotides. RefSeq lists its product as uncharacterized. The transcript has 3 exons. Bases 1 to 1185 code for a protein of 394 amino acids. Gene Ontology annotation, molecular function: catalytic activity. The record is from RefSeq and is a predicted model, not a curated record. NCBI's taxonomy places the organism in Eukaryota, Fungi, Ascomycota, Sordariomycetes, Amphisphaeriales, Sporocadaceae.